AUGCCUCCUCUACGCAAACGCGCGGCGCCCGACCCCUCCGACUCAGACUCUUCCCAAACCCAAAACCCUCGUCGCCAGCGCCCACGUCAAUCAAACUCAGCCGAAAUGUCAGAUAACGAUGGCAACGGUGAAGGAACUAGCGCCCCAUCUUCUCUCGACGCGAUGGUCAAGAAGAUGGUGCGCAUGGCUAUGGCUUGUGAAUACGCGCGCUUACCGAUUCGACGAACGGAUAUUAGUGCCAAAGUUCUAGGCGAGCAAGGUUCCAGACAAUUUAAGACGGUUUUCGAACAGGCGCAGAGGGAGCUGAGGGGAAAGUUCGGAAUGGAAAUGACUGAGCUACCGGCGAAGGAGAAAACUACUCUUACUCAACGAAGAGCUGCCCAGAGAGCCGAGAAGCCAUCUUCCUCGAAUAAAUCGUGGGUUUUGACUACGACACUCCCACCGAAAUAUCGUGUUCCUUCAAUCCUCACGCCCACUAAAGCUCCCUCCACGUACCUUGAGAGUACUUACACGGCGAUCUACACUUUUAUCAUAUCAGUCAUUUCAUUAAACGGCGGUACACUACCAGAACAAAAGCUGGAACGAUACCUUGGUCGCGUAAACGCAGACCAACAAACCCCUCUUGAAAAGACCGAUAAAUUGAUCCAACGACUAUGCAAGGACGGGUAUAUCGUUCGAACGAAAGAGGUAGAUGGUGGUGAGGAAAUCAUCGAGUUCAUGGUUGGGCCUCGUGGAAAGAUCGAGGUUGGAUCUGGAGGUGUAGCAGCUUUGGCCAGAGAGGUUUAUGGAUACGGACCUGGGUCUGACCAGACUCGUGGACGGAAUGCGGAUGGGGAUGAUGAUUCCGGCGAGGCAGAGACCUUCAACCAGAUGCAGCGGGAGGAUCGCCAGCAAUUCGAGGUGCGCUUGAAGAGGACACUGGGCUUACCGGAGUUGAGAGCAGCGACGGAGCAAAAUUAUGGAGAUCAAGCGGGUGAUGAAUCGCGUCGGUCGUCCAGGAGAGCAGCUGCCGAGAAGUCUGAGGACGAAAGUGACUAG
This is a messenger RNA of Penicillium malachiteum, 1038 nucleotides long. Its product is annotated as MAGE domain-containing protein. Gene Ontology annotation, cellular component: nucleus. Gene Ontology annotation, biological process: DNA repair. NCBI's taxonomy places the organism in Eukaryota, Fungi, Ascomycota, Eurotiomycetes, Eurotiales, Aspergillaceae. The record is from RefSeq and is a predicted model, not a curated record. The transcript has 3 exons. The coding region runs from base 1 to 1038 and encodes 345 amino acids.